Molecule: messenger RNA, 1470 nt
Organism: Bombus pyrosoma
Lineage: Eukaryota; Metazoa; Arthropoda; Insecta; Hymenoptera; Apidae
Product: DNA replication complex GINS protein PSF1-like
Exons: 6
Coding region: 139-723 (194 amino acids)
Biological process (GO): DNA strand elongation involved in mitotic DNA replication; DNA replication
Cellular component (GO): GINS complex
Source: RefSeq, a predicted model, not a curated record
UGUAGUAACUGGUCAUUUUUAAAUGUAGUCAUUAUUAAAGUCAGUCGGUAGUACUGUACUCAACAGCUGAUGUUCAAAAAACUUGGUACUUAUUAUUAUCAGUAGUAUUAUAUAUAUUUUUAACUAUAUUUUUAAAAUAUGUAUGGAAGAAAGGGCUUUAAGCUUAUUUCAGAACUAGACUUGUAUUCUGAUAUAUUACCAUUCAACGAGGUACUUGUUAAAGAAGUUUUACAGGAGAUGCAAUGUCUCUAUGAUGCAAAUGUAGCAGAUAGCAAUGCCAUUAGGAAUGAUGAUAAUAUGGCAUUAUUGCCAUCAGUACAGUUGAGACAUACAGCAUUAAAAAGAAAUAAAAGAUGUGUCUUAGCAUACAUAUAUAACAGAAUGAGAAAACUAAGAGAAUUACGAUGGGAAUUAGGGAGCAUUCUACCACCAGAAAUAAAUUCCAAUCUAUUAAAUGCUGAAAUUCAAUGGUUUCAGUCAUAUAAUAAGUCUUUAGCUAAAUACAUGAGAUCUUUAGGAGAAGACCAUGGGUUUAAUCUAACAACAAACAUGGUACCUCCAAAAACUCCUUAUGUAGAGGUCAAAUGUGUAGAGGAUUUUGGAAGAUUGGAAUUAGAUGAUGGCCAAGUUAUUUUGCUAAAAAAAAAUACAUAUCAUUUGCUACCAAGAUCUGUAUGUGAACCACUGAUACGACAAGGAAUUCUUGAACAUAAGAGUACAUGAUAUUAUUAUUUUUAUAUUCUGUUAAAAUAAAAAUUAUAUUCAUAAAAAAAAAUACUUUGUUUAUCAGACCCAAAUUUUAUUGAAAUAUAUAUAUUUAUGAAGUAUUUAAAACACGUAAAUCUUAAUUCUAUAUAGAAGAAAGUGCAUGAUUUAUUUUUAUUCAGAAUUGCAUUUAAAAUAUUUAUGAGCCCGUAUAUUCAUGUUUACUUUCAUUAGGAAUUUCCCGUGUAAACUUAAAUUCCGUAUAACAGCGCGCAGUUGAUUCAAACAGUUGGAAGCUUGUCUGCAUGCGCUGCAUUGCGCCUUGUGCUCAAAAGACGAUGCAAAGAAUUCAUUUGAAAUCGAUCAAGUCGACUAACGUGAUCUUCAUUUGUUGCACUUGCGACUUGACAUCUUCAAACGGGCAAUAAAUACAGUAAAUACAAUAUGAAAGCUCAAAGAAGGAUGAAAUGUUAUAACUAAUUUUACAAAAGCCGGCGUAAAAAUAUGGAGCAAAGACCAGCUGUUGGUUAUUUCGAGUUCGUAAUGUGUAAUGGUCUAGGCAUUCUAAGAAGUCUGUAGACUUAUUCCUUUUUGGGGGAGUUCGGUCUGCGAAGUGCACAGGUUCCGGGAUAUAUUUGGCUCUUGGAAAAGAGAGGAUUCUACUAAUCGUCUACUAAUUUUUUGGCUGUAAGUAGUAAUUCAUUUAUAUUAUGUUAUAUUUACAUUAGAAAUAUAAUAAUCUGAAUCUUCUAUCUUUACAAAGUA